GGGAGCCUGGGUGGGCAGUGCCGAGCGAGGCAGUGCCCAAGGCUGCGGGUAAGGGCAGGUGACUGAUAGAAGACAGAGAGAGACCAGUUCCUGACAAUGUCGAGGAGAAAGUUGGAGAAUAAAAGCCUUUCUGGCUUGUUAGCUACAUCUCUGCAGACACAAAUCAAGAUAGACAAUUUCCACCAUUUUUAUAUGCUUGAAUCGAAGGAGUUAGGAAGAGGAAGAUGUGCUGUAGUUCGAAAAUGUAUUGCUAAAUCCACAGGCCAAGAGUAUGCAGCUAAAUUCCUGAAGAAAAGAAGAAGAGGUCAAGAUUGCAAAGCUGAGAUUUUUCAUGAGAUUGCAGUACUGGAAUUAAUGAAAUCUAAUCCUCGCAUAGUUAAUCUCCAUGAAGUCUAUGAGACACCAAAUGAAAUCAUCUUGGUGUUGGAAUAUGCUGCUGGAGGAGAAAUGUUUGACUUGUGCGUCCCAGAUCUGGAUGACAGAAUCGCUGAAAGGGAUAUUGUGAGACUUAUAAGACAGAUACUUGAAGGACUUUGCUGCUUGCAUGAAAACAAUAUUGUUCAUCUUGACUUAAAGCCUCAGAAUAUUUUGCUGAGCAGCAUCAAUCCUCUUGGUGAUGUAAAAAUUGUAGAUUUUGGUAUGUCUCGGAAGCUUGAGAAUUGCGGUGAACUGCGGCAGAUCAUGGGCACAACAGAGUACCUAGCUCCAGAAAUCUUGAACUAUGAUCCCAUCACCACAGCUACAGAUAUGUGGAACAUAGGUGUCAUUUCAUACAUGCUGCUGACACAGGAAUCUCCAUUUGUGGGAGCUGACAAUCAAGAAACUUACCUUAAUAUAUCUCAAGUUAAUGUGGAUUAUUCAGAAGAAACUUUUUCAUCAGUUUCACAGCCUGCUAAAGACUUCAUUCAAAGACUUCUUAUAAAAAACCCAGCGGAAAGACCCACAGCAGAGGCUUGUCUUUCUCACUUGUGGCUGCAGCAAGGGGAGUUCAUGCUCCUGUGUAGCCCCGAAGAAACCUGCUGCUCUUCUCUGAUGGCGGAACAUACAGCAAAGUGCUUGGCAGAGCGGCAGGUAAAACCAAUCUGUAAUGGUACCUGUAGCAACAAGGAAGACAAAGAAAACAUCCCAGAGGACAGCAGUACAGUCUCCAAGCGUUUCCGUUUUGAUGAUUCCUUACCAUAUCCCCAAGACUUGAUGACAGACUUCAUAUGUUAAUGUGUGAUGCAGCCUUUCAGAAGGGAAGUUAGCAUAGAUGCACAGAUGUUCCAGUGGGGAAUGUGAGAUGAUGGUGUGCUGCUGUGUGCAGCACUGGCAUACUGGAAAUGCACUUUGAUCCUUUUAUGCUGGUGCCUCCUUUUCUGUCCGUUGCUGGCAAUGGAUUUAAGCCCUGAGGAACUGGGGUUGUUGUACCAGUAAAAUGAAUUAUUUUUUUAAGAAGAUAUAAUUAAAUAUUUUUGCACUUUUCAAAUUUUUAGUCCAAAAAUUAUGCUAGAUCUAACAAACUCAGACCUGAAAGUAGGUUUGUUUAAAUGGAAGCUGUGCCAAGCAGUGGUGGAAUACCGAUAUGCUUUUAGGGCUAGCCUUAAGAAAUUGGUCUAAGCAGUGAAACUGAAUCUCACUGCCUUACGGCCUUACUCUCACUAUUCUCAUCACUCCACGUGGAAGCUGAAGGUGGUAUGUUUGGGGAGUGUGACCCUUCUCUUGGGGCUGUUUGAAAGACUGCUUUCUCUGCACAAUCAGUAGUAGUUUGGGAGAUGUUUCUACCUUAGAUCUGGUCCACUUCAGCACUGCAGUACACAGUCUGUGUUUUCUCUGUGUUGGAUCUCUGCAAAGCUUGAACAGAAAAGAGGUGGGUUGCCAGUCCCUGUGCCAGUAGUCCUUUGCUGCUUGCCAGUGAGUUAUGUUUGAGGGUAAUGAGAGUUCCAUGCUGAUGGGAAUAUCUGAAAGACUUGUUUGUUUGCUUUCAUGAAGCCUCUGAAGUGAUAUCAUCUCCCUGUGCUGACACCUAUUCCUCAUCUUAAAAAGCACACCAAACCCCCCUAAACUAGAAAGCCUCUUCAGAGUUAAAAGUAGUAACUGAAUAAAGUGAUUUCAUGACCAUUUUUGCCAGUGAAGCUGCAAUGAAAGGGUUUCCAUUAUGCCCCUCUUGUGGGCAUCUUCCUGUCA
Molecule: messenger RNA, 2166 nt
Organism: Dryobates pubescens (Downy woodpecker)
Lineage: Eukaryota; Metazoa; Chordata; Aves; Piciformes; Picidae
Gene: STK17B
Product: serine/threonine kinase 17b
Exons: 8
Coding region: 97-1215 (372 amino acids)
Biological process (GO): protein phosphorylation; intracellular signal transduction; positive regulation of apoptotic process
Cellular component (GO): nucleus
Molecular function (GO): protein serine/threonine kinase activity; ATP binding
Source: RefSeq, a predicted model, not a curated record